Aspergillus oryzae RIB40 is the source of this 762-nucleotide messenger RNA. RefSeq lists its product as uncharacterized. The record is from RefSeq and is a predicted model, not a curated record. The coding region runs from base 1 to 762 and encodes 253 amino acids. The transcript has a single exon. Lineage: Eukaryota; Fungi; Ascomycota; Eurotiomycetes; Eurotiales; Aspergillaceae.
AUGUCUAAAGCACAAUACCGAGAUCAUGAGGAUCCCAUCCCCUCAUACGAAGAAAGUGUCCGAUCAUCCACCACACAGAACCCACCCUACAACAUGAGAUCGGACAUAGCGGCACCACUCCAUCGCCAUCUAGAUGCAAGUCGAGUCCAGCGCGUUCAUUCUCUCCUCGAGCAGUAUGUCGAUCCACUCCUGGCUGAGCAGGCUUCCUCAGGGCUAUACAGGACCACGUUCAUUUUCAUUCCCUCCAAUGUUACGUCCCUACAGCCCAGAGAAAAGACUAGCUACUCGGCUCCCAGAACGCCAGAGCCCGUUGGAUUUCCUACUUCCACGGUAGUGAAGCUUGUUCAACUGGAGGGCGAGGCCCAUACGAUGGAGUUCUGGAGGCAGCCGGCCGUGUUGCGGGAAUUGGAGUCUUCGCUUCGGGCUAGGCUUGCGGCGAGUGGUCAUCAUGUUGAGGGGGGGGAUGAGGUCCCCACAUCUACUAAAGAGACUAAAUCGCUCAAGUCGAAUGAAGAUAGUAAGCCUAAACAGAAAAGGUCGUUCUGGAGUAGGAUCACGGGAACCUCGGAGGCUGUUAUUGUGGACCGGAAGCUGGGCUGGCGCGCUGAACAAGAAGAGACGGCCGGUCGCAAAUUGGGCAGGGACCAGGUCAGAGUUGUUGUCGAGUGGAAGGAGGUUUGUCUGCGCGUGGAGAAUGACCUGGGUCUAUAUGAUAAUUGUAAUGCUCCGGGGAUUUGUCUCUCUGUGGAGGUUGGGGAAUAG